This is a messenger RNA of Dioszegia hungarica, 2427 nucleotides long. RefSeq lists its product as uncharacterized. Gene Ontology annotation, biological process: signal transduction. Gene Ontology annotation, molecular function: GTPase activator activity; protein binding. Gene Ontology annotation, cellular component: cytoskeleton; cytoplasm. NCBI's taxonomy places the organism in Eukaryota, Fungi, Basidiomycota, Tremellomycetes, Tremellales, Bulleribasidiaceae. The coding region runs from base 1 to 2427 and encodes 808 amino acids. The transcript has 8 exons. The record is from RefSeq and is a predicted model, not a curated record.
AUGGACAGCGCAGCUACCGGUAGCACAGACGCGUGUCUGCCAGAAGCCUUAGGCGUCAAGGAGGCGUUGGCGCAGUGCGAGGAUCCGACAUUGGGUUGGAGUCAGCAGUUCUGGAUUACCAUUGCGGACCCUAAUACUGGACACGUAUUCUUUGCUUGCCCCGCAACAGGGCGGACUAGCUGGACACCACCUCAAGGCGUCUUCAUCGUACCCCGCCAGGCCGACGGAGAAUGGUGGGAGCUCGCAGACGAGAGCCGCGGGAACCGGUCAUACUACUACAACACCCUUACUCGGAGCACCCAGUGGACCCGGCCGGGCGAUAACCAGUUCGUCAUACCCCUCGGUCUCAUCCAGAGCACUGCGACCUUGCCUCACAAUCCUCGUCGGUCUCGCGUCUACUCAACCAACUCGGCGGAUCACCUCCGGCCAAACAACCCCGCCUCGCCUCUCAUACGGAGUAGGGGUCAGUCGGAUCCUCCAGGGUUCACAAGGCAUAAUCAUGGACCGCGCCCACCACCAUCGCCAAGGCGAGACGCUACUAGGACACCCGAUGCCCCUCCAGCGCCGAGAUCGGGAGCGAGAAAUCUAGUCGUUCCUAGCACGACAUCUUCGGUCACUCCGCCGUCACCACCACGAGGCGCUUCCAUCCCGUCACAAGUGCGCCGCACAUCGCACUCCUCCCCUCUGACCCCUCCAUCACCAGAGACGCCGCGCCAACUCCCCCGCAUCCUCUCGGUCGUAGGGGAGGGCGAUGGCGAGGAGGCCUCAGACCGGGAAGCGUAUGCGGACAACGAAGAGAGCGGGAAUGAGGCGGAUCAGUCGGUCUUGUCUGGCGAAUCGGGUCGGACGGCCAGAGUGGAGGCAAGGGGGAUGGGAACGAAGUUCGAGGGGAAGAAGGAGCAAGGGAGGGGGUUCUUGGGGAUGUUAGGGAGGCAAGGGAGGAGUCGGACCCUUGCCUCGCCUAUCAGCUGGCCACAGCACCACCCCAACACCUCGGUCCCGGUGCUUCCUCGAGGCGGCGCCAGCGCUCCCAUUCCCGUCAAUCCACCCACUAUGGCCCGCUCCAAGCGCAUGUCGACCGGUCUCCACCCCCUCCUCCCAUCCGCCGUAUCCGCCGAAAUCCAAAAGCUUCAAGGCAAUGGCGUCGAGUCCGCUUCGGCGUACUUUGCGACCCGCCGUUCCGGCCUUUUGAGGCACAAACUCCCACUCGAUAAGGUGCUCGAAUGGCAGAAACAGCCAAUCUCGGCUCCCCUUCUGAACACCUCAAAAGGGCCGGCGGCGAAGGAGGCGCUCAUGUGCUUCAAGGUCGUACAGCGGACGAUGGGCGAGCGCGAUCGGCCCGUCGAAGGAGCGCGAGCGCCGGUGCGGUCGACGGCGCAAGGCGAAUCAGGUGUGUCCGUAGGAGGCGGGAACGGAGGAGGUCGAGGCGAGAAGAUGGUGGUCUUGGAAGAAAUCAGGUGGAUGAUACAGGCGUGCCUGGCCAAGCCGGAGUUGAAGGAUGAGGGGUAUUGUCAGGUCAUCAAGCAGGUCACUAAGAACCCGAAUCCGGAAUCGAUGGUACUAGGCUUCCAGCUGCUCUCGGUACUCGCCAAUUCGUUCGCUCCGGGUACAGUCUUCCAGCCGUUUGUCAAAUCCUUUCUCGAGGGCCGGCUCGACUCGGAUCAUGAUGGGGUGGCAAAAAUGGCGAGAUAUGUCUUGACGAAAAUGGCGAUCACCUUAUCCCGCCACGGCCGGGGUCGAGCCCUCACCAUCGGCGAGAUCGAGCACGCCUCGGAUGCCGCCUUCUACCCCUCCGUAUACGGCGAAUCACUCACCAAGAUCAUGCGCGACCAGUCGACCUCCCAUCCUGGCGAGAAGAUUCCGGUGAUUCUGCCAUUCUUGGCGAAUGCGAUUCUGCAGCUCCGGGGCUUGCAAGCCGAGGGUAUAUUCAGGAUUCCGGGAGACGGGGAUGUGGUGGCUGAAAUGAGAUCCAGGAUGGACCGGGGUCAUUUCCAGCUCGCCGGGAUGGGCGAUCCGCACGUCGCCGCCUCGCUGUUCAAGCUCUGGCUUCGAGAGCUGGAAGAACCUCUAAUCCCUUCCGAGCUGUACGACGAAGCGCUCUCCGCGGCCGCCUCGACCCGACCCGACCAGGUUAUUGCCUUCGUUCAGCAGCUUCCGGCGCGGAACCGACGAGUUUUACUGUUCGUCAUUGCCUUCUUCCAGAUCUUCUGUAAGGACGAGGUGGUGGCGGUCACCAAGAUGACCCCUCAUAAUCUGGCGCUCGUACUCGCCCCGAAUAUUCUGCGGACGACGAGCGACUCCCUCGUCGUCGUCUUCAACAAUUCGGGGUUUGAGAGCCGGUUUGUCCUUCUCCUUCUGCAACAUCUCGACGUGGCGGGAGUGGAUAAGGGAUACGCGCCGAGAUUAUCACUGCAGAUGAUGGUCUGA